Molecule: messenger RNA, 2536 nt
Organism: Corticium candelabrum
Lineage: Eukaryota; Metazoa; Porifera; Homoscleromorpha; Homosclerophorida; Plakinidae
Product: cullin-2-like
Exons: 23
Coding region: 132-2369 (745 amino acids)
Biological process (GO): protein ubiquitination; SCF-dependent proteasomal ubiquitin-dependent protein catabolic process
Cellular component (GO): SCF ubiquitin ligase complex; Cul2-RING ubiquitin ligase complex
Molecular function (GO): protein-macromolecule adaptor activity; ubiquitin protein ligase binding
Source: RefSeq, a predicted model, not a curated record
CACCUCAGAAAGGUUAAUAGCCGCAGUCGUGUCUGCGUCGUUCAGCAGCACAGCCAAUGAUAUCUCGCCUCUUUGAAUGAAAUUUGCCGCCAUUUUGUUUCGCGCCAGAAAGCCAAGUUUACGUCCUCGCAAUGUCUCUGAAGCCGAGACAAGUUGAUUUUGAGUCGACAUGGGCGACACUGAAGCAGACCUGCGAGUCUGUGACACGUCUGCGCAAAGUGAAAAGAGAUGAGUGGAACGACCGCUUCUCUGACGUCUAUGCUCUCUGUGUUGCGUUCCCGGAUCCUCUGACAGACAGGCUGUAUGAGUCUGUGAAGAAGUUUCUAGAGAGUCAUGUCGUUGAGCUGCGAGACAUUGUUGAAGCAGCGAAUGAAAAUCUUCUUUACGCAUAUCAUCACCAAUGGACAGAAUUCAGUCAAGGAGCAUCGUACCUCAAUUAUUUGUUUAGAUAUUUGAACAGUCAGUAUGGUGACAAAAGUGGAAACAGCAGUUGGAUGGAAAUGACUCCGUAUUCAUUUGGAAUUGAAUUUCAAGAACGACCACUAGAGAUUGGACCACUUGCAUUGAAUAUGUGGCGUCAUGAAAUGAUAGAGAGCAUGAAGGAAACGUUGGUUUCGUCUAUUAUUAAACAGAUCAGAAGAGAUCGUAAUGGAGAGAUGGGUAAACAGGAUGUUCUUCAAGGAGUCAUUGACUCAUUUGUACGAGUUGAGGAGUACCAACUAAAACAGGCUCUUAGUCUAAAGUUCUAUCAAGAAGCAUUCGAGGCCCCUCUCUUGUCUGAGACAGGAGACUAUUAUAGAAGAGAAGCGUCUAAUCUGCUGGCAGAGAAUACAUGCUCAGAAUACAUGCAAAAGGUUUGUGUAAGACUACAAGAAGAGCAACUUCGUGUGAGAAAGUUCCUUCACCACAGCUCAUUUGCAAAGGUCACUCGUGAGACGGAAGCUCGACUGGUUGAGGAUCAGCUUGACAUCUUACAAGGAGAAUGUCGCAUUAUGGUCAAAGACGAGAAGAAAGAAGAUUUGUCUCGGAUGUAUCAACUACUGAAGCCGAUUCCUCAUGGUUUGAAGGUGAUGCUGACGGAAAUUGAAAGUCACAUUAGAGAGGUGGGACUUGAAGCUGUUCGAACUAUUGCAACUGAUAAGAAUCCAGGAGACUACGUUGAGACUCUUCUCACUUUACACACCAAGUUUGCAAAAAUGGUUGAGAGUACGUUCAGCAAUGACAAACUAUUUGUGGAAGCAUUAGACAAGGGUUGCUCAGCUGUAGUCAAUUACACAGAAAAUCCUAAACAAACAGCAAAAUCGGCAGAACUGCUGGCUCGAUAUUGUGAUCAACUACUAAAGAAAGGCGGCAAGAAUGCCGGAGAACAAGAAAUAGAAGACAGUCUAGGCAAAGUGAUCGUAGUAUUUCGCUACGUAGAAGACAAGGACAUCUUUCAAAAGUUCUACUCAAAGAUGCUGGCAAAGAGACUAAUCCACGGUAUGUCUGUAUCAAGUGAAGCCGAAGAGGGAAUGAUAGCAAAGCUAAAACAAAUGUGUGGGUUUGAAUACACAAGUAAACUGCAUCGAAUGUUUACUGACAUGACGGUCAGUGACUCGUUGAACUACGAGUUUUCUGACUUUAUGAGAGGAAAGACGAUGCUAGGAUUGAACUUUGUAGUUCAGAUAUUACAGUCUGGAGCGUGGCCACUUGGUCAAGCCAAUGCAUCUCCCUUUACUAUUCCACAAGAGUUAUCAAGAAGCAUCUCAACAUUUGAGUCGUUUUACAACACAAAGUUUAAUGGUCGGAAGUUGGUGUGGCUGCAUCAUUUAUGCAAUGGUGAGUUGCGUUUAAAUUAUCUAAAGAAGCCGUACACAGUGACAGUAACUAGUUACCAAAUGGGCGUCCUUCUUAUGUUUAAUCAUAUCGAGUCGUGUUCGUUCAGUGAAAUGAGUGCACACACUCAGUUGUCUGAGAAGGAAAUGAAACGAACAUUGCAGUCGUUGGUCGAUGUGAAGCUAGUCAAUCAAACUGGAACGGAUCAAAUCACACCAGAAACGACCUUCACUGUCAACAACCACUUCUCAAACAAACGAACAAAACUGAAAAUAACAGCCGCAGUACAACGAGAAACAACUCAGGAAGUCGCACAGACACACAGUGCCAUCGAUGAGGACAGAAAGUUGUACCUUCAAGCGGCCGUAGUUCGAAUAAUGAAGUCUAGGAAGGCACUCAAGCACAAUUUACUAAUUCAAGAAGUUAUUGCUCAAGCAAGAGCGAGAUUCUCACCUAGCAUUGCUCUUAUCAAGAAGUGCAUCGAAGCUCUCAUUGACAAACAAUACUUAGAGAGGAGAGAAGACUCUAAGGAUGAGUAUCAUUACUUAGCCUAGCAUUCGACGUACUGUUUGUUUGUACAGUAAAUUGCCUUUCUUGUCAUACUUCUUGAUACAUCUAUUUAGAGCAGUGAAAUGCAUCAAUUUUUGGUUGACCAAUGGAUGAAGUAUUGCGCUUUGUGUGUGUAUUUUUAAAAAUAAAAUUUGGUGUGUAGCACGUGAUG